CGUGGAGGCCGCUGAGGCCGCCGCGGACGCCACUGGCCCCGCGCUUCUAUUAUAUGCGCCGGAGAGCGCGGAUGCUGGAGGCAGAGCAAGGGCCGCGCGCCCAACCGGCUGCUCAAACACAGACUAACAGGCGUGAGCAAAGGACUGAUGGUCAUCCAUGUCUAAACGCUUAUGGUGGCCCUCGCUCCCAGCAAAAUCUCCGCGUUCCGCACGAGGCUCCAACAAGACAGGGUCCUGACACUCAGCGGUGCCUACAGGUUCAGGACAGUCAGCCUCCUCAACGCGGCCUGCCCUCUCAACGCGGCCUGCCCUCUCAACGCGGCCUGCCCUCUCAACGCGGCCAGCCCUCUCAACGCGGCCAGCCCUCUCAACGCGGCCAGUCCGCUCAACGCGGCCAGUCCGCUCAGUCCUAUCAGCCCAUUCAGUAUGGCAUG
This is a messenger RNA of Gryllus bimaculatus (two-spotted cricket), 434 nucleotides long. The record is from the annotation of a GenBank genome assembly. NCBI's taxonomy places the organism in Eukaryota, Metazoa, Arthropoda, Insecta, Orthoptera, Gryllidae.